AUGCAAAGCACACCACCUGUGAUUUUCACUCCUCUGCUUUUACCUCCUGACUUGACUCCGGGAACAUCAUUUGUAGAAUAUCAGCAAAAUCAGUGGCAUGUAAUAUUAUCCAACACAAAUGCUCUCAUCGGAAAAAGUAUAUUGGCUGAAGAUAAAGCUCAAUCCCAGGAACAGGUGUUUCAUAACAUGAACCAACAAUUAUUAAAAUUGCAAAAAGAAAUUGAUUCUAGCAAUAUUAAAACAAUUAAAACACAGCUUGUAAAUAUUCAACAGCAAAUGGAGCGUGUGUUACAAAUGACAGAAGGAAUUGAAGAUUUAUUGAUUUUCUUAAAAUCCUCCUACAGCCAUUAA
Molecule: messenger RNA, 351 nt
Organism: Naegleria lovaniensis
Lineage: Eukaryota; Heterolobosea; Eutetramitea; Acrasida; Naegleriidae
Exons: 1
Coding region: 1-351 (116 amino acids)
Source: RefSeq, a predicted model, not a curated record